Dimorphilus gyrociliatus is the source of this 2228-nucleotide messenger RNA. The record is from the annotation of a GenBank genome assembly. Lineage: Eukaryota; Metazoa; Annelida; Polychaeta; Dinophilidae.
CAUGUGAUACCAAUGAGAAAUAUGAUAACAAUGUAGCAACAAGUUCCAAGAGGAAAAGAAAUUGUAUUAGAGAGCGGAAAAGCUUUAAAACAUCCCUUUCAGAGGUCCAUAAUUUAACUGCUCUUUUAUCCUCAAAAAAAACAUCAAGUCAGUCAACUCAAACAAUACAAGUUAGUCGCAAUAGAACAGAUAAAAUGAAUAUUCAGACUCAGACUGAACCAAGCCUAUUGUCUAUAGGAGAGAAUUCAGUUAAUGGCCAAGACUCUUUCAGAACACACCAAGCUGAUUGCAAAACUUUGCCAGAAAUAAUUUAUAAGAUAUCAGACAAUGAUAGCAAUGAGUAUUUUUUCACUUAUACUGAAAAAGGAGAUGUUAAACUGCAGAAUUCUAAUAAUCUUAACAAUCCAAGAGAAGAGUUUAACAUAGUAUCUAAGACAGAGAAUAAGGAAAUAUCUAUUCAAGCGGAUAAACUUGACAACGAUAAUUUAGUAAAAACUUUAAAAUAUAAUACAAAACCAGCAUCCAAUUUUAUAAAAGAAUUGCAAUUGUCUCAUUCAUAUAAUAUCGAUCGAACGGAGGUUUUAGAAUCAAUUCCUCUAUCGGAUGAAAAAAUUCUUAAUAAUCAUUUAAUUAUCAGUGAUGAAUUACCCACUUUGGAGACUAUUAGUUAUGAGUAUUAUCCAAUGGUAUCUUAUCAAGAAUUUUAUCAUAUUCCUCAAGAUACACAAAAAUUAGCAAAUGUAGAAAAAUUCGAAAUAUUCUCUACUAAUAUUCAUUUCAUUUUGGAGCAAGUUAAAACAGCCAAACCUCAGAAAAGUGAAAAAGCUAUUGGAAAUAGUAGAAAAAAUAAGAGAUGUAUUAGUGCAUUCAAUCUUCAACAUUGCGGAAACCCUUUCGAACAUUUUCAAAAUGAAGAUAACAACAAAGCUAUGACAAAUAUAACAAAACCUGAUGAAAUAAUAUCAAAUAGAUUAGAAAAUCAUGAAUAUAAUAAUUUUACAAUAGAAUUUGACGAAAGAGGAAACGUUUUACAAGGAGGCACUGCAAUUUUUAAAAGAGAAGAAAAUUCACAGCAGAAAAGUUUAAUAAAAAUAAAGAAGAAUAAAACGGAAAUAAUUAAAUCAUCCUCUAAAGAUAAUUUAACUUGUUCAUUAGAAAUCAUUACUCUCCUUGAUCAACACAUUGAAAUUCUGGGUCAAAACGAAGUUAAUUUUAACGAACUUGAAGAGGAUGGUGUAAACCUAUUAAACUACAAGGAUAUCAUUAUGAAAGCUUUGAAUUUCUUACGUAAGAUAUCAUCAACUAUUAGACGUUCGGCAACUCCACGAAAUAUUGAUAUCAAAUGCAUACAAAGACUAUUUUCUGAUAUUAUAAACUACGGUAGAGAAGCAGCCAUAAAAAAUACUCUAUUACAAACUUCUUCUGUAAGCGGAAAGGAGGAAGACUCGAUUGGAGAAGAUACCACUAGCGUCAACAAUGAAAAACCAUAUUUUUCAUCAACCGAUUUAAAUAAUGCAUUUAAAAAAUUUUUAGAACCGAAACAAAAGAAAACCACUUCAAAAUCCGCAACUGUCUUGUCCGACCGAACCAUUCAAUCGGAACUUUCGCUGAAUGAUGAAACAGCAAAUGCAGUUGACUCAUUGGGACAAAUAAUACCCGAUGAAGCAAAUUAUAUAUAUUCUCACGUAAACCCUGUUGUUAAUAUCCAAUUAUCAUCGGAUAGUUCAAGCCAAAUAUCGCUUAGUUCAACUGGUUCUGUUGGCCAAAUUAACAGUUACGAUACAAUAUCACAUCAGGCAAGUACAAGUCAAGAGAUUUCGUAUAAAUUGAGUAAUAUUGCUAAAAAUAAGAUGGAUAGCAUAUUAAAAAGUUACGUUCCAACUAUUAAUCUUUGGGGCAAUGACAGUAGAAAAGAUGAAUUGGAGAGAAAGGAGGAAAAAGCCACUAAACCUAUACAUCUUCCCGGCUAUGUUCUAAAACAAAAAGGAAGCAAUGAUGGAAUAAUCCAUCAAAAAUCUCCUCAAAAUGACAAUAGCAAUGAAUUUAAAGAAUCAUUUAUGUUUGUUACCAAACAAGAACAGCAAGAGAAUUGUGAUAAUGAUGAAGAAGAUUCACUAGAUCUACCAGAUUCUAUAAGAUAUAUUCAAAUGUCUCUAUCUACUUCAACCGAUGACGAUGAGGAAAUCCAUACGAACAACUUAAAAAAAGAUCGAAAGUCCUUCUUUUAA